Seriola dumerili (greater amberjack) is the source of this 1838-nucleotide messenger RNA. RefSeq names its product transcription factor Sox-3 (gene sox3). Lineage: Eukaryota; Metazoa; Chordata; Actinopteri; Carangiformes; Carangidae. Bases 182 to 1084 code for a protein of 300 amino acids. Gene Ontology annotation, biological process: cell differentiation; anatomical structure morphogenesis; regulation of DNA-templated transcription. The record is from RefSeq and is a predicted model, not a curated record. Gene Ontology annotation, molecular function: RNA polymerase II cis-regulatory region sequence-specific DNA binding; DNA-binding transcription factor activity, RNA polymerase II-specific. The transcript has a single exon.
AGCAGCUUUGAGCGGAGAGAAACCAGAAGCACCUGCAGACACAUUUGCCUCUUUGGGCAGAAAUUUUUUCCAUCUUCUUAUGAGACUGGUCAGUACCUCUACCUCUUUGACUUUUGGCGCUGUUCUGUGAACUUUUUUUUUUUUUUUAUGUGCCUGUGAGUGAACACUAAAAGCCGCCUGAAUGUAUAACAUGAUGGAAACCGAGAUCAAGACCCCUCUCCCGCAGUCCAACUCGGGCUCGGCGCCGGGCGCAAAGAACAACAGUGCCAGCGACCAGGAGCGGGUGAAGAGGCCGAUGAACGCCUUCAUGGUCUGGUCCCGGGGACAGCGGAGGAAGAUGGCUCAAGAAAAUCCCAAAAUGCACAACUCUGAAAUCAGCAAGCGGCUUGGUGCUGACUGGAAACUUCUGACCGACGCUGAAAAGAGGCCAUUCAUCGACGAGGCCAAGCGUCUACGCGCUAUGCACAUGAAGGAGCAUCCGGAUUAUAAAUACCGUCCCCGCAGGAAGACCAAGACCUUGCUCAAGAAAGACAAGUAUUCUUUGCCCGGAGGGCUGUUGCCGCCAGGAGCCAACGCCGUCAACAACUCGGUGUCGGUGGGGCAGCGGAUGGACGGUUAUGCGCACAUGAACGGAUGGACAAACAGUGCGUACUCCCUCAUGCAGGACCAGUUGGCCUACCCUCAGCAUCACAGCAUGAACAGCCCUCAGAUUCAGCAGAUGCACCGAUACGAGAUGGCAGGGCUCCAGUACCCGAUGAUGUCCUCGGCUCAGACCUACAUGAACGCGGCGUCCACGUACAGCAUGUCUCCGGCGUACACGCAGCAGACCACCAACGCCAUGGGACUGAGCUCCAUGGCGUCCGUGUGCAAGACCGAGCCGAGCUCACCGCCGCCGGCCAUCACGUCCCACUCUCAGCGGGCGUGUUUGGGGGACCUGAGGGAUAUGAUAAGCAUGUACCUGCCUCCCGGCGGGGACAGCGCGGAGCAUUCCUCCCUGCAGAGCAGCCGGUUACACAGCGUCCACCCGCACUAUCAGACCGCAGGGACUGGCGUCAAUGGGACGCUACCUCUCACCCACAUCUGAGAGCAACAGAAAGAAAAGACUAAAAACUUUAAAAAAAAAUAAAAAAAAGUACUUUGGAUACUUGAACUUUUUGGUUGCUAAAGAAACAACGUUCAACAGUUUUGUUCAAAAACAACUUUAUCUCAAUAUCAUUUGAGUUGUCCAUUUUAAAUGAAUUUUAAAUGGAUCGAAAGUGAACGUUGAGCCCAUCAGAGUAAAUUGCAUUGCAAAGAGGCUUUUUAUCACAAGUAUAAGCAAUCAACAUAUGUAGAAGAAUUGGACUUCUAUAUUUUAAAUAAUGCCAUAUUUUCUCUCUAUGAAAAGGCAUGUGGCCUCGUGAAGAGGCUGGUGUAUUUCAGAAAAGCUGGAUGGAAAGUUGGUACAUAAAUGUUUACACUUAAUUUGUAGAAUGUCAGUUGUCUCGACUGUGUCCAAAUUUUGUAGUCUCUCUCUCUCUCUCUCUCUCGCUCUCUCUCUCUCUCUCUCUCUCUCUCUUUUUUUUCUCCCCCCCCCCUCAUGACCUAGGUUAAAUGAAAUGUUAAGACUGUGCGGGUCGCAAACGCAAGUUUUAUUUAUAGUAAGAUUUUUUCUUUCUUUUUAGCUUGUGAACCCGAUGUUUUUGUCACGUGAAAAAUGUUCAAAUUUGUUUUUGUAAGAUGUUCUGUUCUGUGAUGGUUUUGACAGUGUCAUGUUUACUCAUUAUCCUGAACGAAAACGUUUAUUUAAACUGACGUUUCUACAUAUUUUAAGACCAUCCUCUAUUCUUAAAUGCUGA